AUGGCGCUCGCGCUCCUCCUCCCAGUCCCAGCAGCAUCUCCUCCGCUCCGCAGCCGUCGUACAAUCCGUUCGAUCUUCGCGAAUCCUGCACGGCGAGCCAAACGGAACCUGCUGGAGCUCAUCUCCGACCAGGAUCGAGGUCUCAGGACCCAGAAAGACGCCGCGAAGCGAGACGCAAUCGUGAACGCCAUCGAGUCCAUGGCGAGUAGCGCCGUCACGACAGGCGAGUCUCUCUCCGGCACUUGGAGACUCAUGUGGACGACGGAGAAGGAACAGCUGUUCAUCAUAGAGAAGGCGGGGCUGUUUGGGACGAGCGCCGGAGACGUUCUUCAGGUGAUCGAUGUGGAGAAGAGGAAGCUCAACAACGUCAUCACUUUCCCUCCUCACGGCGUUUUCUUCGUCCGCUCUGAUAUCGAUAUCGCUUCCCCGCAGAGAGUCAAUUUCAGAUUCAGUAGUGCGGUGUUGAGAGGAAGGAAUUGGGAGAUCCCACUGCCACCAUUUGGGCAGGGCUGGUUUGAAAAUGUGUAUUUGGAUGAUGAGAUCAGAGUGGCCAAGGACAUCAGAGGAGACUACUUAAUUGUUGACCGUGCUCCUUAUGACUGGAAAGAAUGA
Molecule: messenger RNA, 612 nt
Organism: Arabis nemorensis
Lineage: Eukaryota; Viridiplantae; Streptophyta; Magnoliopsida; Brassicales; Brassicaceae
Source: the annotation of a GenBank genome assembly